UGUGCACCGGGCCUAGCGCUGGAUUCAAGUUCUCAAGACGUUCUGUUCACUUUCGCCCCCCGCCGGGAACUGGGAACUGGGAACUGGAACUUCAAACGGGCUGGAGGACCGAUUACCGAUUGUUGUUUCAACGCAGCCACACUGGUCCAUUACAUAUAUCGUCACCACCCUCUUCUUCUUCCUCGAUUUUCUUAUACCUCUAUUCAACCAGAACAUCCAAACAUACAACUCUUAUCUGAGGGACAAGAGACACAGAUCAACUCCAAGUCACCUUCGCUGUUGCCACCAAAGCCAAAUCUUGUCGCAACUCCUCCCAGCGACUGCACUGCCAAUCCACUAUCACCGCCUCUCAGCCCGGUGAGCUACAUAUCUGCUCUUUCGCACAAUCCACACACAACAGACCCAACAUGUCGACGUCGCCAACGGCCUCUGCGCCAUCACGGCCCUCUUCUUCGCGCGCAUCUUCGCGCGCUUCGUUGAAGCUUGAUCUAUCCAGCCUACCGCCCCUCACCCAGCCAGUCACACCGACGAACACCCUUCUGAUCACAAACCUCGACGACCUCGAGAUCUUUCGCCCGGACAACCUACAGACAAUCAGGGAUCUAAUCUGCCAAACAGCACCAGUAAACUCCUGGUCGCCCCUGAAGUCCUUCCGCCGCAUCGUGUGCUCCUUCGCCGACGAGCAGGCCGCUAUCAAGGUCCGCUCGGUCUGGGAUGGCGAAGCAGUCAUGGGCAAGCGCUGCCGCGUCUACUUUGGCCAGCACACACCACUGAACAUGACACAAGACAAGCACUUGGCUCUUCCUGAUGCCGGCAAGCUAUUCUUCAUCAGCCCGCCCCCGUCGCCGCCUUGUGGCUGGGAGAUGCGCAUGGAGGAUGCGCCUAAUAAGCAGGUCCAUGCUGAGGAUCUAGCCGAUGCCCUGGCGAAGUUGCACCAUCGGAAUGUCGCCCCUGUGGAUACGCCAAUCUCACCGGUCGAGGGAGCUUCGGCGCCGACGAGGAGCCGCAGCAGCACAUUGAUUUUCCAGCCUAACGAGCCAAUGGCCGGCAGCCCAGCCUUGCCAUGCAUCGCCGUGGACGACAUGACGGAUGAGCCUACGGAGAUGAGCCCAAGCCCCAUGGGAUCGGAGAAGCCGAUCCUGGCACAUACCUCGAGACCGCCAGUUGAGCUCAUGCAGGAGUAGGGAUUUGGCGGGAGUCGGGUCGCAUUUGUCUUCAUAUUUCUUGCAUGUUAGGCGUUGGGGUAUUACACAAAGAUGCAUGCAUCUUCUUCUUUGCAUCUACAUUUAGCCAUACAGGACGUUGGCGAAAGGGGACCAGCCGUUCGGCAUUUACGAAAAGCGAAACACAUUUAUAAAGAGGGUUAGGAUGCAUUCAUUGUAAGAUCAGGUUGCUUGUAUCAAUAGUGUCAAUUCCGCCCAUGUGGGCACAAUACCAGAAAUGAUUACUCUGAA
Messenger RNA from Truncatella angustata, 1454 nucleotides. Its product is annotated as Calcipressin family protein. Bases 408 to 1184 code for a protein of 258 amino acids. The record is from RefSeq and is a predicted model, not a curated record. The transcript has a single exon. Gene Ontology annotation, cellular component: nucleus; cytoplasm. Gene Ontology annotation, molecular function: nucleic acid binding; calcium-dependent protein serine/threonine phosphatase regulator activity. Gene Ontology annotation, biological process: calcium-mediated signaling. Lineage: Eukaryota; Fungi; Ascomycota; Sordariomycetes; Amphisphaeriales; Sporocadaceae.